This is a messenger RNA of Oxyura jamaicensis (ruddy duck), 1961 nucleotides long. RefSeq names its product CD59 molecule (CD59 blood group) (gene CD59). Bases 136 to 495 code for a protein of 119 amino acids. The record is from RefSeq and is a predicted model, not a curated record. The transcript has 4 exons. Lineage: Eukaryota; Metazoa; Chordata; Aves; Anseriformes; Anatidae.
GGCCGUACCGAGCCGUGCCAGCCCCGCCGCUCCGCCCCCGGGGCGGGCCGGGCGCUAUGGCACCGCCGCCCCGCCGCCCCACCUGCAGACGGUGCGGGGCUGGCCGGCGGCGGGGGCGCGGAGCCGGGAAGAAGCAUGGUCAAGAUGAAUUGUAUCCUGUUAACCGUCUGCAUCGUUCUGGUGGCUUUUUGUAGUUCAGGUUAUGCCCUAAGGUGUUACCACUGUGAGAACAGCCCUUCCUUGUGCAAGACCAAUAAUACUUGCUUAUCAACUGAAGAUGCUUGCUUGCAGAUGAGAUUUGGUAAACUGAGAACGUCCUCUUGCUGGAAGAUGUCCCAGUGCAAUGUGAAUGAUAUUGCUGUAUACUACCAGUUGGAUAAUUUUGAAUACUUUUGCUGCCAACAAGACUUGUGCAAUGAGAGCACAGUUACUGCAGUUAACAAAGCAGCUUUCAGUGUUGUCUCUGUAAUGACCAUGUUAUGGAUGCUUCUGUAAUAACCAUUAUCUAUGCUGUACUUCCAAGCUGAAAUUACACAAAAUCAUUAACUCUCUCCUGAAUUGUACUUCUUGCAUUUUCAGUUCCUAACUGGACUGAAGCUUGACCUUUUGAUUUUGAUUUUUUUUUUUUUUUUUUUGUAAGGCUACAUCUGUUAAACUACUGUCUCCAUUCAUGUGAAGGAGGACCUGUAUUGUUAACAUUUUAGGGAAUUCAGGAGUUUUGGCAUGCCAUCUGCAUGGGGAAAAUACCUUGUUCUGAAAUAGUGUCAUCUUGUGGAGAACCUGAGCAAACUUCAGUGGGUUAAGUGGAGAGGAAGGAAUGCAGAAGGUUUUGGGCCAGAAAACUGUCCCAUUGUCCCAUGAAUUUUAAUUAUUUUUCAUUGGGAUUUCUAGUAUUUUUUGGAUGAUACUUUUUCAUACACCAAGCAAUGUGUUUACCCUCAACACAGAAAGUGUUGGAUCAUAAGUAUAAACUUGCUGCGGUGUUCGUGACGAAUGCUGAAGUAUAUGAUUCUAAGUGAUGUGGACUCUUUUAUUCCUGUCAUUGUAACAUUUCCUUUUUUUCAAGCCAGUAACAUAAUGGUCAGUAUGACUACUUUGGAAGAAAGCAUCUAAAUUUCCUAAAACCAAAAUAAAAUUAAUGCUACAAGUGAGGAACACACUUCCUCUUUUUAUAUUUCUGUGAGCAUGCAGACAACGUAUGCUAGCUUCCUUUCUGGGCUUUUUUUGUUUUGUUUUGCUUAUAUUUUUUUCAAAGUCUAGGAUUUAAGCUAAGCAUGUGCUUUACACUGAAUAUUUCUCGCUAUACUGAAAAUUGUUUAUAAAAUGCUAAGGAAUUAAAAUGGCACAACUUGUUUACUUUCCCAUAUAAUUAGCUUUUGCUUUUUUGAAAACAUGGGCAGGUAAACUUAAUCCUUAAAGCUUCCACAUAAGAGUAUUAAACAACAAUUUGGAGAACUUUAUAUUUUGAAUUUUAUGCAACCCUAUAAAUGCUGAUCAAAAUAUAUGUAUAUUUAUACAGCAUGCAGAAAAAACACUCCGUUUGUAUGUGUACAACUUCCAGAGCUCGAGCACUCUGGACAUUGUUCUGACUCAGUGGUGGAGACAGAGCUUUGAUGCUUCCCCUGGACUUAGGGAGCCUCUCAGUCGAGUACAAUGUGAAAUUUUCCUUUGUCUCGUUUGGAACUCUUAGCAUAUUUCUGCAAGAGUCAUGGUCUGUUGCCAGUAGCAUAUUCUCUUUCUGAGGACCCCAGCUAGUGCUGUCCAGGGCACAAGUGACACCAGUUCACUCAGUCAUAACAAAGGCAGGGGACAGCACUGUGUUAUUCCAAACCAUCGUGUAUUCUGCAGUGCAUCUUUUGGUUAAGCUUAUCUUAGCUAUGAAAGCAUCCUGGGAUCUCUCUGAUCACUCAAAAUAUGAAAGCUAUGCUGUCUUUGAUUAAUAAAAAUUCCAAAAAAGAAAA